Zea mays is the source of this 2060-nucleotide messenger RNA. RefSeq names its product putative cytochrome P450 superfamily protein. NCBI's taxonomy places the organism in Eukaryota, Viridiplantae, Streptophyta, Magnoliopsida, Poales, Poaceae. Gene Ontology annotation, biological process: multicellular organism development; brassinosteroid biosynthetic process; sterol metabolic process. The record is from RefSeq and is a predicted model, not a curated record. Gene Ontology annotation, molecular function: heme binding; iron ion binding; oxidoreductase activity, acting on paired donors, with incorporation or reduction of molecular oxygen. The transcript has 8 exons. Bases 264 to 1790 code for a protein of 508 amino acids.
CUCAGAAGGGGGGACGAAGUGGGGCGCCUAGCUUCUUACUAGUUUUUUUUUUCCUUGCGCAAAGCUUGCACUUGCUGAGAGAGAGGGAGAGAGAAAUCCAGAGAUAAAGGCGCUUCAUUCAUUCCCUCUCCUGCUUUCUCUCUCCAACCCAUCCGUCCUCUCUCUCCACACAUAAAAACCAACGAAGCGGGCGAGUGAUCAGGCAGAGGCAGCAGGCAGGAAAUAAAUUUGAAGAAAGCUAGACCUCUGAUCAGCAGGAGCUCAUGGGCGCCAUGAUGGCCUCCAUAACCAGCGAGCUCCUCUUCUUCCUUCCCUUCAUCCUGCUGGCCCUCCUCGCCUUGUACACCACCACCGUCGCCAAAUGCCACGGCACCCACCCGUGGCGCCGUCAGAAGAAGAAGCGGCCCAACCUGCCCCCGGGCGCCCGCGGAUGGCCCUUGGUCGGCGAAACUUUCGGCUACCUCCGCGCCCACCCGGCCACCUCCGUGGGCCGCUUCAUGGAGCGGCAUGUCGCACGGUACGGGAAGAUAUACCGGUCGAGCCUGUUCGGGGAGCGGACGGUGGUGUCGGCGGACGCGGGGCUGAACCGCUACAUCCUGCAGAACGAGGGGCGGCUGUUCGAGUGCAGCUACCCGCGCAGCAUCGGCGGCAUCCUGGGCAAGUGGUCCAUGCUGGUGCUCGUGGGCGACGCGCACCGCGAGAUGCGCGCUAUCUCGCUCAACUUCCUCAGCUCCGUCCGCCUCCGCGCCGUGCUGCUCCCCGAGGUGGAGCGCCACACCCUGCUGGUCCUCCGCUCGUGGCCGCCCUCCGACGGCACCUUCUCCGCCCAGCACGAAGCCAAGAAGUUCACGUUUAACCUGAUGGCGAAGAACAUAAUGAGCAUGGACCCCGGCGAGGAGGAGACGGAGCGGCUGCGGCUGGAGUACAUCACCUUCAUGAAGGGCGUCGUGUCAGCGCCGCUCAACUUCCCGGGCACGGCCUACUGGAAGGCGCUCAAGUCGCGCGCGUCCAUACUUGGAGUGAUAGAGAGGAAGAUGGAGGACAGGCUUGAGAAGAUGAGCAGGGAGAAGUCAAGCGUGGAGGAGGACGACCUUCUUGGAUGGGCCCUGAAGCAAUCCAACCUGUCCAAGGAACAGAUCCUGGACCUCUUGCUGAGCCUGCUCUUCGCGGGGCACGAGACUUCGUCCAUGGCGCUCGCCCUCGCCAUCUUCUUCCUCGAAGGGUGCCCUAAGGCCGUGCAAGAACUCCGGGAGGAGCAUCUCCUGAUUGCUAGGAGACAAAGGCUAAGGGGGGCGUCCAAAUUGAGCUGGGAAGACUACAAGGAAAUGGUUUUCACGCAGUGUGUUAUAAACGAGACAUUGCGGCUCGGCAACGUGGUCAGGUUCCUGCACCGGAAGGUCAUCCGAGAUGUACACUACAAUGGGUACGACAUACCGCGGGGGUGGAAAAUCCUGCCGGUUCUAGCGGCGGUGCACCUGGACUCGUCGCUGUACGAGGACCCCAGCCGGUUCAACCCUUGGAGAUGGAAGCUGCAGAGCAACAACGCGCCAAGCAGCUUCAUGCCGUACGGCGGCGGGCCGCGGCUGUGCGCCGGGUCGGAGCUGGCCAAGCUGGAGAUGGCCAUCUUCCUGCACCACCUGGUGCUCAACUUCCGGUGGGAGCUGGCGGAGCCGGACCAGGCCUUCGUCUACCCUUUCGUCGACUUCCCCAAGGGCCUCCCGAUCAGGGUCCAGCGGGUCGCCGACGACCAAGGCCAUCGUAGCGUUUUGACCGAGAGCACAAGAGGCUGAGAGGGAGGAGGCAGUUCAAUUUUUCGUUGCAUUUUGAGGGCUGUGGUCUCGUGUUUUAUGUAGAUUGUGAUUAUUAUUAUUAUACAUACUAAAACAAGAUAGAAGCACGUAUAGACAGAGCAAAGAGGAGGAUGGUCCAAAAGUGUUUGGGGUAGAUAAAAUGUGUACUCACUAGGGUUGUAAUAAGGCCGGUCCAUGGCCCAUGUCAAGUAAUACUAGAGAUAUAUAGAAUAUAGUGGAUAUCCAACAUGUCUUUUUUCCUUGUCUUAA